Molecule: messenger RNA, 1728 nt
Organism: Alternaria atra
Lineage: Eukaryota; Fungi; Ascomycota; Dothideomycetes; Pleosporales; Pleosporaceae
Exons: 3
Coding region: 1-1728 (575 amino acids)
Biological process (GO): translational initiation
Cellular component (GO): eukaryotic translation initiation factor 3 complex; cytoplasm
Molecular function (GO): translation initiation factor activity
Source: RefSeq, a predicted model, not a curated record
AUGGCACCCGCAUCACUACUGGACCUCGUGUCCGCGCUGCCCGACACGUCAGGAUGGGGACCGCCAGUUACCACCGAGUCGAUGCUCGACGGCGUGCCCUUCGCGCCUUACUCCAAGGCCGACAAGCUGGGUCGCAUGGCCGACUGGACUGAGGGCAAGGACCGCGAGCGGGGAGGACGCCAGCAGUACGGCAACCGCAACUACAGGGACCAACAGGUAUACGGCGCAAACCAGCAGACCAACCCCUUCGCUAUCCAGGCCGCCGAAGAGGAGGCGACCUUCUCCGUCGUCGACAACACACGCACAUCAGCCCGCGGUCGAGGAUUUGGACGAGGCGGCGGCACUGUCUUCCGUGGACGUGGAGGAGCCCGGGGUGGACAGGCGCAACGCGGAGGGCGGGGCACCUUCCAGCGUGUUGGUGGCCGUGGUGGAAACCAGUACGACAACCAGCGUGGUGGACGGGGCGGCAGGGGAGGACGCCGCUUUGGCUGGAGGGACGACAAGCCCCAGCGCAACCGCGAUGCUUCCGUGCAGGUCAAGCCCGAAUGGAACGUCAUGGAGGAGAUCGACUUCUCCCGUCUCAGCAAGCUCAACCUGGAUACCCACGAAGGCGAGGACAUCGACAACUACGGUUUCCUCUACUACUACGACCGCAGCUAUGACAAGCAGCCUGGCGCGAAGACCUCGGAGCGAAAACUCAACGUCCUCGACCGUGCUGCCUACAAUGUCACCACUUCCAGCGAUCCCAUCAUUCAGGAGCUUGCCGACAAGGACGAGGCUACUGUAUUCGCUACCGACGGCGUCCUGUCUAUGCUCAUGUGCGCCACCAAAUCUGUCUACUCCUGGGACUUGGUCUUCACCAAGCGGGGCAACAAGGUCUUCAUCGACAAGCGCGAUGGCUCAAGUCUGGACAUGGUUACUGUCAACGAGAACGCCGCCGACGCGCCCCUCGAAAUCUCCGAAGGCAACAAGGACUCCAUCAACAGCCCCGGCGCCCUCAUGCUCGAAGCCACCCACAUCAACAACAUCUUCCCCCUCCAGGUCGUUUCCGAGUCCGAGACACAGAAGGUCAACAUGCCCCACGAGCACCCCUUCUACAACGAGGAGGUUGAGACCGACCCACCAGCGUCCAAGGCAUACAGGUACCGCCGCUUCGAUCUGUCUCUGGACAAGGACGAGGAGCCUCUGCACCUGGUUGUCCGGACAGAGCUGGACGCUGUUGUUAAGAACAACAUCAACGGUGAAGACCAGUACCUGACCAUCAAGGCCCUGAACGAGUUCGACAACAAGGCACAAGGAGCUGGUGGUGCGCUCGACUGGAGAUCCAAGUUGGCCAGCCAGCGUGGUGCUGUCCUCGCCACUGAGAUGAAGAACAACUCCUGCAAGCUUGCCCGAUGGACUGUGCAGAGUAUCCUGGCCAAGGCCGACACCAUGAAACUUGGUUUCGUGUCCCGUACCAACCCCAAGAACAACAACGACCACGUCAUUCUCGGUGUCCUUACCGCCAAGCCCCGUGACUUUGCCGCUCAGAUGGCCCUUAACCUUAACAACGGAUGGGCUAUUGUCCGUACUAUCGUUGAUAUGGUAUUGAGGAUGGAUGAGGGCAAGUAUGUGCUUGUCAAGGAUCCCAACAAGUCUCUUCUUCGCUUGUACUCGGUUCCCAUGCACACUUUCGAGGAGGAGGAUAUCGAGGAGAUGCAGGCGCCGAAUGAGGAGGACGAGGAGUAA